AGAGAAGGUAAGGGAACAUGCCAGGUGUGACUCUAUACAUGUGUUUUUUCUCCUCCCAAUUACACCAGCUCUGUAAUAGUUACUUUAGCCCUCAACCUUUCACUUCUCACACACACACAUCCUCACCACAGAAACAUUUGGUAGAAGGUUUGGAUCUCAAGGAGUCUGAGCAUAAAUAACAAAGCAAGGAGAGGGGGUGGCGGAGGAGGAACAGGGGUGUGGUGGAGGGGCUUUGAGUAAAGAGUGGGAAAAAGAGCCCAAAAAACGAACAGUCAGAGGAACAUGGAAAAUCCCUGGUUCCCAUGCCAAGAAUCCGGCGCAGUGAAAAAAAAAACACACACACACACAUACACACACACACACACACACACACACACACACACACACACAGUGUAUCAGAAAGCCUGCUGGGAGCUCAGAGUAGAGGAGAAGGUAGUGAUAAAAAUAAUCAGUGCGGCUCAGCUUUGGAAAAGCCAGAUUCAGGAGAACUCUCUGGGUCUUUGCUAUCUCUGCACUAGUUGUAACAUAGUAGUUUCUGGUUUAAGUUUCUAAAACUAAAAGUAGCAUGAAUGAAAAUGGGACAAAAACAAAGCAGCGAAUGUCAGCUGUGUGGUGUGAGGCCAGAAAACAGAAAACAAAAUAAUUCACAUGACACAGAUUUUGCACAUACUGCAUUUAUUUUUUUGUUACUUUUGCCUUCUUGGGAACACUCUGACCUCCUCUGAAGCUGUCAUAGCUUUGCUUCCAGCUUGCCCCCCCCCCCACUUGUAUGCAUAAAUGUUUACAAGUAACCAACUUGAAAUGUUGAACAAUAAAUAAAGAAGACCUAGUGUAUAAAACUAAAAUAGUCGAGUAAAACAAAACUGGAUUUAUAAUACGUAAUCAUGAAUAAUUCAGCAAAAACUUGUGCCGGCCAAUCGUAUUGCGGUUAUGAUAAUCACCAGUUGCCGGCAGCCACAUUACCGCUUACUGUGCAUGUCAACAGUUUUCCUUUCCCUGCCUGACGCUUGCAAGUGGCACAGCUGCUAUCUAUAGUACAACUCUAUUUUCAGACCAAGCAGACAGGACGCAAUGGAACUCUCACAAAUCUUUAUUUACCGUCCAGUUCUGGGGGAAAAAUGGAUGAUCCACACCCGAGUCACACGCUGUAUUGUCACUUGAGAUUUUCAGGAAGAAUAAAGACCCCCAGUUUUUUAAGAGCUCAUGGAAGUGCUCAAAGGCCUGAGCGUCAACCAGGAUAUUCAUGCAGAGAAUGCGACCCUUGAUCCGGAGGACAAGCAGCACCCAGCUGGCUGGGUGAGAGUGAGGGUGGAGGAGAGCUGGUUCACUGUGGAGCGGGCCUUGCUGGCGAAGUACAGUGACUACUUCUGUGCUCUCUUUGAGUCUGGAAUGAAAGAAAGUCACCAGGACGAACUCCACCUGAAGGGAGGAGUGCAUGCAAGGGGUUUUCUCAUCGCCCUGUCUGUCUGCAGGGGAGAGAGUCCCACCAUCAGUGAUCCGGAUGUGCUUAUGGACGCUGUAGAGUGUGCUGCUUUCCUGCAAGUUGGGUGUUUGGUGCAGCAUCUUUGUGAUAUUAUUGAUUCAGACAACUGCCUCCUACUUUACUAUGCAGCCUCCAGUUUUGGUGUACAGCAACUGUUUCACAGUGCAGCUCUUUUUCUUUGUGAUGCCUUUGAUGAUUUGAAGGAAGUAGCAGAGAGUACACUUCCUGAGGACCUUCUUCAGUAUUCUCAGUCACUGUCUCCCACUACUUAUAUUGCUAUAGGCACCCACUCUCCUUCCAUGGACCUGCUACAUGAUUCUUUUAGGGUUGUUUGCUACCUUGAUGAAAAAGAGGGAGAGUGGAAGCAUUUAACUAACCUCCCAACUCUCUGUAGCACCUCCAUGGCUGGCGUGGCAGUGCUUGACAAUCGGCUAUACAUUGUAGGGGGAGUUUACGGUUAUGGUAAGGAUACAGUAGACAGCAGCUUUUGCUACAACCCUGACUCAGGGGUCUGGACCGCUCUUCCUGGACCCCAGCAACCAAGAUAUGACUUCACCCUGCUGGGGCACGAGGGCCGACUCUAUGCCAUCGGUGGUGAAUUCCAAAAACGGAUAAUUUCUACAGCAGAGUGUUACAACAUUGAAAAGGGGGAGUGGACAUUUAUACAACAUGCACCACGACCUGUAGCAUCUGCAGCUUGUGCUGUUACAAGACGGAGGAUGUUUGUUUGCUUCUGGAAACCACCUGAUACCACAGAUAUCUAUGAAUACGUGCCAGUGAAAGAUGAAUGGAAGCUUGCCACUACAAUGGUCAAACCUCAAAGCUAUGGCCAUUGUAUGGUGGCCCACAGGGACAAUUUGUAUGUGAUGCGCAACGGGCCUUGCGACGACUUCCUGCGCUGCUUAAUGGACUGCUACAACAUCACGACAGGCCAGUGGACGGCCUUGUCUGGACACUACAUAAACAGCAAGGGGGCGCUGUUCACUGCAAUGAUAAGGGGGGACACUGUGUUCACAGUCAAACACAUGCUAACUCUAGAAUACACCAUCACUGGAGAUGGAUGGAAGCCCCGCAGGCAGAUGAAGGGAUUUCCAAAGAGUGGUUCACUCUGGACGUGUUUACUCAGGCUUCCCAAGACAGGACCAGUUAUACCACAGCUGGAUUCAGAAAGGAAGGAAGAAGAAAUGUCUUUGCCAGACACAUCUGAGGGAUUUGUGGAGGCUAUACCACAACUGUAAAAUUACAGCACAACUGAAAAACAAUGUGAUGUUUUUUAGGCUUUCUAAACUAUUAGUGCAAGAAUUAAAAAAAAAAAGAGAUGAUGAUUCUGGAGAUUGUAUAGCGACAGAAAUGUUCUUCAUUUCAGUGCAUUCACUUUCACAUGUGCACACACACAUGCACACAUGCUGACACUAAGCAUUUGUACUGAUUAGCAACAGCUGCUACUGUAGUUUAUAUUAGGGGAGGCCACUGUGCAUGUAUGUGUGUGUGUGUGUGUGUGUGUGUGUGUGUUCACAGUUCAAAGACACUGACGGGAUGUGCUAAACCUCUCAUUCUCCAUGUUUUUCCCGAAGUCACACUGGGCCAAUUCAGGAGCCACCGGCCUCCCAGUCAACAUAAAACACAGCUCUCUCACACACUCUUGAACACUCACUUGCCCAGGUUUGUUGCCCCAUGAGUGAUUAAAUACCUGUUUCUAUGGGAGAAUACAUUUCACAUAGCCUGAGGCUUGUAACUCUGCAAGUUGUGGGAAAUGUUUUUGGCAUUUGUGGCCACAGCAUUUAUUUUAGUCCUACAUUAAAAAACCAGUGGAAUUCUCUGGCAACAUGUGAUAUCAAUCCAUAGUACUUUAGUUUGAAUACUUAAGGUGCUUAGUAAUGGUAAUGUUCUUACUGUAACAAAAACCAAAAUACUGUCAAUUACAUUUAAAGUUGGGAUUUGUCUUUGGGCUCCUUUUGCAUACAGUUGAAUAUCAUGAUUUCAACUGAACUUUCCCAUGUACUUUGAGUUCAGCAGCCCUACUGGGGUCGAUUAUGCUAUUACCAUUCCCACCACAGUGGCAGAGACUCAAAAGGCUACAGUAUGUGUGUAUGUUAAGCCAAAUCAUUUCACAUGUUAAUCUACUCUG
Lates calcarifer (barramundi perch) is the source of this 3611-nucleotide messenger RNA. Its product is annotated as kelch repeat and BTB domain-containing protein 13. Gene Ontology annotation, molecular function: protein binding. Lineage: Eukaryota; Metazoa; Chordata; Actinopteri; Centropomidae. The record is from RefSeq and is a predicted model, not a curated record.